Molecule: messenger RNA, 5631 nt
Organism: Etheostoma cragini (Arkansas darter)
Lineage: Eukaryota; Metazoa; Chordata; Actinopteri; Perciformes; Percidae
Gene: adamtsl3
Product: ADAMTS-like 3
Exons: 32
Coding region: 297-5591 (1764 amino acids)
Biological process (GO): extracellular matrix organization
Cellular component (GO): extracellular matrix
Molecular function (GO): metalloendopeptidase activity
Source: RefSeq, a predicted model, not a curated record
GGUCAGGCAGGCAGACGGGCUGUGCGCCACCCGGAGACUGAUGAGACACUUCACCGGGGAGAAAGUACCGGCACGCUGUGACAGCUUAGCGGCUUCGCUCUGUCACUUUUUGGACGUUUCUGUAUUGGAAACUGGGGGGCUCGGGGCUUGUUGGAUAAACGCACUGUUUUUGGAGAACAACUGAUGUUGCAUCUCCAUACUGUAUGAGCGCAUAGAGAGCGCAGGAACCCCCCUCCUCUCAAGAGGUUGGGGCUCACCCAUCUAUAGAGAGACCCAGACCUUGGGGGGAAAUCAACAUGAAGAUGGAGUCCUUUAUCUUCUGGAGGGCUGUCUUUAUCUUCCUCACGCUUCCCCAUUUCCAGGGUGCAGAGAGUCAGCCUCAGAGUGCAGUGUUCCUGCCAGAGUUCGCCCUGUCCCCUCAGGGCAGCUUCAUGGAGGAUGCUACAGAAGAUCAGUUCCUAACCUACAGAUACGACGACCAGGCGUCCAGGAUGACUCGCUCAGAUGAAGACAGGGACCUGGGCUGGGACGCCUGGGGCACAUGGAGCGAGUGCUCUCGCACCUGCGGAGGAGGAGCCUCCUACUCGCUGCGACGCUGUCUCAACGGAGGAAGCUGUGUUGGCAAAAACAUCCGCUACAGAACCUGCAGCAACAGGGACUGCCCACCAGAGUCCGGUGAUUUCCGGGCCCAGCAGUGUUCGGCCCACAAUGACAUCAAGUACCAGGGUGUCACCUACGAGUGGUUCCCAUCACCAUAUGACCCGUCAGCACCCUGUGCACUGCGCUGCCAAGCCAAAGGGAGAAGCGUCACUGUUGAACUGGCCCCCAAAGUGCUGGACGGGACACGAUGCCGGGCGGAUGCUUACGAUAUGUGCAUCAGCGGAGCGUGUCAGGACGUGGGCUGUGAUCGCCAGCUGGCCAGUGGUGCCAGGGAGGAUAACUGUGGUGUCUGCGGCGGCGACGGCUCCACAUGCCGGCUGGUUAGAGGACAGGCCCUACACCACCUUACCCCAGAACAAUCUAUCAAGAAAGUGCUGGACAUGCCAAUAGGAAGCCGCUUUCUCAGACUCAAUGCCAAAGGACCUGAUAUUAUAGUUAUCGAAGCCAUCUCUCUUCAGGGGAGGAAGGAAGAGACCACUCUGGUGUCUAGCGGCUCAUAUGUGAUAGGAAACACCUCCCUGGACUUCCAAAGAGGGACAGACCGGCAGACACUCAGGACACACGGCCCACUCAACGCUGAUUACAUUAUCAAGAUGAAGUAUGGAGGCUCCAAGGACACAGUUGUCCAGUUUCUCUUCUACGAGCCAAUCAGGUACCAGUGGAGGGAGACAGACUUCUUUCCCUGCUCAGUCAGCUGUGGAGGAGGCUACCAGUUGAAUUCUGCAGAGUGCACAGACAUCCGAUCCAACCAGACCCUGCCUGAGCACCAUUGCAAAAGCUAUCCUGAAAACACCAAACCCACACCAAAACUCAAGGAGUGCAACAUGGACCCCUGCCCAGAGAGUGACGGAUUCAAAGAGGUGAUGCCAUAUGACCACUUUCAACCUCUUCCUCGCUGGGAGCAGGGCCCCUGGACCCAGUGCUCAGUGUCCUGUGGUGAUAGCGGUGGCUGGCAGGACCGCAGCGUGAUGUGUGUGGAGGAGGACACCCACGGACAAUUCUCCCAGGUGGAGGAGUGGAAAUGCACCCACUCCCCUCGGCCCACCACCCGACAGACAUGCAACACCUUUGGCUGCCCCCAGUGGGUGGCCAUGGACUGGUCUCAGUGCACGGUGACGUGUGGGCGUGGCCUGCGUUACCGGGUGGUGUUGUGCAUUGACCACCGGGGACAGCACAUUGGAGGCUGCGAAGCGUCACUUAAACCUCAUGUCAAAGAAGACUGUCUGGUCCCAGUUGCCUGCCACAAGCCCCGAGAAUCUCUGCCUGUGGAGGCCAAAGCGCCCUGGUUAAAACAAGCCCACGAACUGGAGGAGCAGCAUACUGCUACAGAGGAGCCCACAUUUGUCCCCGGGCCCUGGUCACCCUGCAGCACCACCUGUGGGCCUGGCAGGCAAACUCGGGAGGUAAAGUGCCAGGUGCUGCUUUCAUUCACCAAGAAAGAAGUGGACCUUCCAGAGGAGGAGUGUGGUGAAGAAAGACCACAGCUGGAGAGGCCGUGCAACCAGGGGCCAUGUGCCGAAGUCCCAGGCGUCUCCGCACACCUCCAGGACCAUGAGGCCCCUUACAGGCAGACAGAGGAAGUGUUCAGCUGGGACUACCGGGGCUUCACCGCCUGCUCAGCCACAUGUGCUGCUGGAAAGCAGACAGCAGUUGUGAGGUGUGUUAACAGGAAGCAGGGUGAAGAGGUGGAGGACUCUAUGUGUGAUCCAUCCAGUAGGCCACCAGUGAUGAUCCGCAUCUGUAACCCUGAGCCAUGCCGCCCCAGAUGGGAGGCGACAGCAUGGACCGGCUGCUCUGCGUCCUGUGGCGUGGGCAUCCAGACCAGGAGUGUGUUUUGCAUGCGUCUGUUGUCCGUUGACCAGCAGGAUAUUCUGACUGUUUCAGAGGACGAGUGCAGGGAAUUCAAACCUGCCAUCCUGCAACCCUGCAACCUGCUGGACUGUCCUCCGGCCUGGGAGACCGAACCUUGGCAGCAGUGCUCCCAGUCCUGUGGCGGGGGUGUCCAGGUGCGGAAGGUCUUCUGUAAGCAGCUUCUGUCCACAGGGGCCUACAGGAGGCUGGUAGACCAGGCUUGCAUUGGGGCCAAACCUGCUACUAACCGAGGCUGCAGCCAAACCGACUGCCUGCCCUACUUGGCAGGAGGCGAAUGGGGAAAGUGUUCAGUGUCCUGUGGUUUGGGGAUCCAGCGUAGGGUGCCAUCGUGUUCCCAGUUGACAGCCAUGGGGCAACAGGUGACGUUGGCCAGGGAGCUGUGCUCAGGGUUGGCCUCCCCUCCCCUCGUACGGACCUGCCGCAUGAUGGCCUGUCCAAAGCACAAGAAAGAGAUGAGACCCAAAGAGACCGGGAAGAACCAAGUUAGACAGACGGUUAGACGUCCAAUGCAGGCUAGAGACUAUGAGCCUGGAGUUAAACGGUGUCCAGCGCUCAUGGGUAAGCACCACAUCUAUAUCCAGACCCACAAGGUGAAGCGCCUCCACCUGACCGUCGGUGGCCACGCUUACCUCCUACCCAACACCUCGCUGGUCAUCAAAUGCCCGGUCAGAAGGUUGCCCAAAGCCUACGUUCGCUGGCUCAAAGACGGACGCCCCUUGCCCAUCUCCAAACGCCUGGGCGUCACCAAAUCCGCCUCUCUGAAGAUCCACUUUCUGACUGCAGAGGACAUCGGGGUGUACAAGUGUGUGGCUGGACCGGCCUCAGACAUCUUCACCCUGCAGCUGAUAGGUGGUGACAGAAGUUUAACUGGCAGAGAGUUCACUGCUAGUCCCAUUCCCAGCAGGGAGGAAAUGCUCCCUAGCUGCCACACACACUACACAGGCCUGCAGCUGAUCUGGCCAGGACUCAGUGUGUCUCUGCAGCCCCCUGGUGUCCAGAAGGAGGCCUGGCUGCAGCCACGGCUGAAGGAGAGGCUGAUUAAUAUUACCCUACAGGCUGACAGAGGGGAGAUCCACCAGGAGCAGGCCUCAGAACUCAUCUCUUCACUGCUGAGCCACAUGUCGGCUGGCCAGUUCUGGGCCAGGACUCCGCAAGGACCAGGAAAGGCCAAAGACCGACUGGCCAACUGGUCUGAGCGCUCUUCAUUGGAGAGGGUUGGGAGUAGAGCAGUGAUCAUCAGACAGCAGCAGAGCCUUCCACUGAGCGCUCAGAAGAACAUCAACAUCAGCAUUGGACACAGCGCCCUCCUGACCAACACUACCCAAUCAGUGACCAUACUUUGUCCUGCACAGGGCUUCCCGCCUCCCAAAGUCAGCUGGACCAAAGAUGGAGCUCUGCUGCAGCACACUGGCAGGGUAUCCUGGGAUGUCUCCGGAGGACUCCACAUCCUUCAGCCCCGAGCGUUUGACAGAGGCCAGUACAAGUGCACAGCUGCCAAUAUACAUGGCUCCGAAUCCGAGACAUCUCAGCUGGUAGUGGCAGAGCCUCCAGCCAUUGCAGUGUCAUUGAGGAAUGUUUCCGACCAUGGCCUUGAGUUGAGCCACAGCUUGAGGACCAAGGUGGGGGGACGAGUCAGUGUUCGCCCGGGGGCCAAUCUUACGCUGGACUGCCCCGUCACCGGCGUUCCUCAGCCCACAGUGACGUGGAACAGAAAGGAUGAUGUAUUAGAUGCCGGUGCUGUUUCCCUGCCCUCUGGAUCACUGUGGAUCACCAAUGUUUCCAUGCAACACCAAGGCACCUACUCCUGCACCGCCACCAACGCCAUAGGAAGGUCCACUGCUUCUACUGUCCUGCAGGUCUACGGUCCAUACUCUGCUGGAGGAAGCAGGGUUGUCACAGUCUUACAAGAGCUGAACAGGAGAAGGGUCCUGAUGGCGUCCCACCGGGGAACCAGUGUCUUUAUCAAGCCUGGCCACAUUCUCCGUAUAGGCUGUCCAGUCGUUCCUGACCACAAAGUGCCCGUGCGGUGGGACUACAACAGCCAGACCCUGAAGGAAGUUUCAGGUCCAGCCCAGACCCAGGGUUUGGGUCUGCAGUAUAGGAUGCUGGUAGGAGGCCGUGUGCUUGAAGUCAACACUCUCCAGGGGAAGUUCUCUGGGCGGUAUCGAUGCCAGACCCUGAUCAUCAGCACCCGACCCAUGCUGUCUGCCUGGAUACACGUUCACACAGAAGAGUUUAGCUGGCGGUUUGGGUACUGGACCACAUGCAGUGCUUCCUGUGGGAACAGAGGCACUUGGCAGCGGACAAUUCGCUGUGUCUCUCUGGAUGGAAAGGAAGUUCAGCCCACAAUGUGUCAGCACAUACCAAGACCCAUCACUUCCCCAGUCUCCUGCAACAGACAGGACUGUCCCCCCAGAUGGUCGGUAUCAGAGUGGUCAAAGUGCUCAGCGUUGUGUGGCGGAGGCUGGAGACAGAGGCAGUUGUCCUGUCAGCAGCUGGAUGCCAGAGGUUCAGUGAGGACUCUGACAGCAGCGGCCUGUGAGAUGACGAGCCGGCCCACAGACAGGGAGCAGUGCACUGCCAAUAACUGUCCAACCUGGGUAACCAGUGCAUGGGGAAAGUGUUCAGGGAGGUGUUUAGGCCCCACCACCACAGUACAGAAGAGAUCUGUCACCUGCCAACAUGCCAACGGCUCCUCGUACACAGACUGUGAUCUCAGGGACAGGCCUACAUCGGUACGCAACUGUUCCUCUGACCUGUGUGACGUCCGGUGGCAUCCCGGUGCGUGGCGGGCGUGCACUGUAGCCUGUGGGAGUGGCUUUCAGUCCCGCAGGCUGGACUGUGUUCACCGCAGGAGUGGCGGGACUCUGCCGGAGCAGCGCUGUGCCUGGCUCCAACGGCCCUCCGCCUGGCAGCACUGCAACACCACCAACUGUAGGAGUGAAUGCAAGGACACAACUCAGUACUGCAGCGUGGUGAAGAGGCUGAAGCUGUGCGAUCUGGACAUGUACAAGCAGAGAUGCUGUGGCUCCUGUUCACAGGAUCCCGACUCCACCUAGUGGCAGCGAGCCGGUAUAACCACACUGCAUUUUGUAAAAA